This is a messenger RNA of Physella acuta, 1140 nucleotides long. RefSeq lists its product as uncharacterized. Gene Ontology annotation, molecular function: GTP binding. The record is from RefSeq and is a predicted model, not a curated record. NCBI's taxonomy places the organism in Eukaryota, Metazoa, Mollusca, Gastropoda, Physidae. Gene Ontology annotation, biological process: protein autoprocessing; multicellular organism development; cell-cell signaling.
AUGCGUGUAAAUGCUGAAGAAAAACAAUGUGUAAAAGUGCUUAAGAGAAUGUUGGGCGAAGAUGUAUUUGCUAAUUACGGCAUCAUUGUUAUCACAAAAGGUGAUGCAUGCAAGGAGAAUUGUGACACACCAAUACGUAAAUGGCUAAAAUCAGAGGAAUUCUUUAAAGUUCUUCUAAAAGAAUGUGGGGAAAGAUGUGUUUUAUUUGAAAACAAAACGGCAGACCCAAUAGUUAAAAUAGAACAGAGAGUCCUAUUAUUUCAUUAUAUUGACAAACUAGGAGGCAAAGUUUUCAGCAGUGGAUUAUUUGAACUAGCAAAGAAAACACGUUCUAACUUGCUCAUAAAGAAAGGCUUUUCAGAAAACGAAGAUAAUACCUUUCGAACAAACUGCGAUGAAAUAGAGCACGGGAUGUACUCAACAUUAGGAAAGUCAUUCACAAAACAAGAGCCAAGUGUUGGACACCUAAUCCAGUGCUUGCAUGAAGUAUUGAAAGACAUUUGUCACAUAGAUCAUUUGGUUGCUUUAGACGUUGAGAAGGAAAACUGUUUUCCUAAAGGCUCUUCUGUUCUCCUUGAAAACGGACGAAAAGAGAUAGUAGAGAAUCUCUCGCCAGGGAUUGAAGUAUUAACAUUCGAUAAGAAAAAGAGUUUAGUCUAUGCUGAGAUCUACAUGUUUGGACAUAAACAAGGAAACACCGUGUCGAAAUUUGUCGUCAUCCACACAGAGUCACAUCAAAUAAGUAUUUCACCUGAGCAUCUAAUUCUCUGUAAGAAAAACGACAUGAAAAGUUUUGUCGCCGCCAAAACUGUCAAAGUCGGAGAUGAAAUUCUAACAAAAUCUGAGCAGGGGUUUGUCUGGUCAAGCGUGGCUGACGUCACCUACAGUGUGGACAGAGGUCUGUACGCACCUUUCACCAAAAGCGGCACCAUUGUGGUGGACGGUGUCGUGGCCUCCUGCUACAUCGAUGUGCUGCUACAUGACGUGUGUCACAGGAUGGUGUCACCAAUCAGAUGUUUGUACCGUGUGUCACCAUCUCUGGUGAGACGUGACUGUGGUGUGUCCGACACACAGCCGGUACCAAAUAUAGCUCGCCUGGCGUUAACAGUGUUAGGGUACGGUUAGAAGAUCACUAAGGAA